This is a messenger RNA of Amphibalanus amphitrite, 906 nucleotides long. RefSeq lists its product as uncharacterized. Lineage: Eukaryota; Metazoa; Arthropoda; Thecostraca; Balanomorpha; Balanidae. The record is from RefSeq and is a predicted model, not a curated record. The transcript has 7 exons. The coding region runs from base 1 to 906 and encodes 301 amino acids.
AUGGCACUGAUUGUGCAGAACUGCUACAUCCUGGGAUCGGCCAUCUACCGGCAGAGGCAGAUGGUCCGCCUCACUCGCACGAUCGAGGAGACCACGGACGUCGGCCUUCUCUUGGCCUCCAUGCAGACGGAACGCUCCGAGAUGGCCUACCACGUGUUCGGCAUCAACGUCUCCGGCACGUGGACCGCCGAGGACGGUUUCGCCGUGUACGACCGUGAACACAGUCUGAGGCAGGUGUUUGACCGCACCGACCUGGCGCUGGACAAGCUGGUCGACUGGAGGGCGAUCGCCGGGGAGGCGGGCCUUCAGUGGCAGGACCGCAUGUUCGCCUCCAAGGGCCGCUUCCAGACCUACCUCGGAGACAUCAGACGGAUGGUUCUGGAAGGUCGCACCCCGUCCCGCUCCGAGAUGCUCUGGUACAACCGCACCACGGCUCUGCUCCUGCGCGUGUUGGUACGACACAUCUCCGACCGAAAACUUAGCUCGGGAGACGUCAGUAGCCCGUUUCUGGCGUACAUCAACAUCAUGCGCGCCGUGGAGCACCUGGGUCUGCUGCUGACACUGGGACUGCGGUACCUCUCCACCGGCACGUCGCCGCUGCUGGUCGCCCAGACGGCCCUCUCCGACACCCUGUUCUGGGAGUACAUCGGCAACACGCGCACGUUCGCCUCCGGCAUCGCCGACAACAUGAGUGACAUCCUUGAGGAGGGCGACGGCAUGGGCACCUUCAUGGUCGUGAGGGACGGCAUAAUCAACGACGUGCCUCGAGCGUCCCUGAAUGUCAGCGCCACAGAGUUCUUCCACAACAACAGCCGCCUGCUGAACCGACUGCAGCAAGUGCAGCGUCAGCUCAAGGAGAACAUCGAGUCUCUGACCAGUGACGAGGUGCUGGUCUCGAGGCUGUAG